AAGGAGCUCGUCUCUAGGAACCUAAUAGAGUCCGGGUGCCUCCUGAGGGGGGGAAAAGUGGUUUCUUGAAGAGAAUCUGAGUAAAAAUUACCAGACCUAAUUAUGAGUGAUCAGAUCAAAUUCAUCGUGGAGAAGCUCAAUAAGGAUCCUUUUAGAAAGAGUUAUAAUUUAAUCACAUUUGACUCCCUGGAGCCAAUGCAACUAUUACAAGUUCUCAAUGAUGUCCUGGCUGAGAUUGAUCCAAAGCAAGUUGUUGAUAUCAGAGAGGAGAUGCCAGAACAGACAGCCAAACGGAUGUUGAGCCUUCUUGGUAUCCUUAAAUACAAGCCUCCAGGAAAUGCUACAGACAUGAGUACCUUCCGUCAGGGUCUGGUGAUCGGAAGUAAACCUGUCAUCUACCCAGUGCUCCACUGGCUUCUUCAGAGGACUAAUGAACUGAAGAAAAGAGCAUAUCUAGCCCGUUUUUUAAUAAAACUUGAAGUACCAAGUGAGUUUCUUCAGGAUGAAACUGUGGCUGAUACCAAUAAACAGUAUGAAGAAUUGAUGGAAGCUUUCAAAACUUUGCAUAAAGAAUGUGAGCAACUUAAGACUUCUGGAUUUUCUACGGCAGAAAUAAGAAGGGAUAUCGGUGCCAUGGAGGAAGAAAAAGAUCAACUCAUUAAGAGAGUGGAACGCUUGAAGAAAAGGGUGGAGACAGUUCAGAAUCACCAACCAAUGCUUAAAAUAGCAAGGCAACUUCGAGUUGAAAAAGAGAGAGAAGAAUUCCUUGCCCAGCAGAAGCAGGAACAAAAGAACCAGGUAUCUUCAGUAAAAUGUAGUUCAUUUGAUUCUGGUUUAAUGAAGAGGCUAGAGGAGGAGAUAAAGUUUAAUUCAUACAUGGUAACUGAAAAAUUUCCCAAAGAACUAGAGAACAAGAAAAAAGAAUUGCAUUUUUUACAAAAAGUGGUUUCAGAGCCUGCUAUGGGCCAUUCUGAUCUUCUUGAACUUGAGUCUAAGAUGAAUGAAAUAAACACAGAAAUUAGCCAGCUGAUUGAAAAGAAAAUGAUGAGGAAUGAGCCAAUUGAAGGCAAACUCUCACUGUAUCGGCAGCAGGCGUCCAUCAUUUCUCGUAAAAAAGAGGCCAAAGCUGAAGAACUUCAGGAGGCAAAGGAGAAGUUAUCCAUCCUCGAGAGAGAGGUGUCCUUGAAGACCAACCAGACCCGGGAGUUCGAUGGCACUGAAGUCCUCAAGGGUGAUGAGUUCAAACGGUAUGUCAGUAAACUUCGAAGCAAGAGUACAGUUUUCAAAAAGAAGCACCAGAUAAUAGCUGAAUUCAAGGCAGAAUUUGGCCUCUUACAGAGGACAGAAGAACUUCUUAAACAACGACAUGAAAAUAUUCAACGUCAACUGCAAACGAUUGAGGAGAAAAGGGGGAUAUCUGGAUACAGUUACACCCAAGAAGAACUAGAGAGAGUGUCUGCACUGAAGAGUGAAGUGGACGAGAUGAAAGGACGGACACUGGACGACAUGUCUGAAAUGGUGAAAAAACUAAAUUCAUUGGUAGCUGAAAAGAAGUCUGCUCUAGCCCCAGUUAUAAAAGAACUACGACAGUUGCGUCAGAAAUGUCAAGAACUAACCCAGGAGUGUGAUGAAAAGAAAUCCCAGUAUGAUAGCUGUGCAGCAGGCCUGGAAAGCAAUCGAUCCAAAUUAGAACAGGAAGUCAGAGUGCUCCGUGAAGAAUGUCUUCAGGAAGAAAGUAAAUACCAUUACACAAAUUGUAUGAUUAAGAACCUUGGAGUACAACUUCGUCGUGCUACUGAUGAGAUAAAGGCUUAUGUCUCAUCUGAUCAACAAGAGAAAAGAAAGGCAAUCAGGGAACAGUAUACGAAACACAUUGCUGAACAGGAGAACCUUGGAAAGAAGCUCCGGGAAAAACAAAAAACUGUACGAGAAAGUCAUGGUCCAAAUAUGAAACAAGCAAAAAUGUGGCGUGAUUUUGAACAAUUGAUGGAAUGUAAGAAGCAGUGCUUUCUGAAACAGCAAAGCCAGAUGUCCAUUGGUCAGGUAAUUCAGGAGGGAGGCGAGGAUCGCCUGGUACUCUGAGCGCCUGUGUCCCCUUCAUUGGGUUUUAAUUGAUGUUAGUGAUCAACACAACCCUAUGAUGCAUUUCCUUUCUUGAAAGUGAUCUAUACCUUUUCCUUUCAGAUUAGCCAUCCCCUAUUAAGUUUUCUUGGAACAUAAUGUUAAGGUAGAUUUAAAGUUAUAAAGUUUUUUAACAUAUAAAUGUGACUUUUAUUGCUUUGUUUAGUUGAGACACCAGUGGUGUCUUCUGAGUUUUAUGAGACAGGAGGCUAAGUUUACUAUCUAUAAAUGUAAACAUAUGUCCAUUAAGAAUCAUGUAGGAUUUAAAACAGUAAUAACCCAAUGGCUUAAUGUUUCUCUUAAUCUUUUUUUUUAACUUUAGAGGAAUCUUUUAGGAACUAGUAUCUCUUGUUUUGAAGAAACAUUUAUCUGAAGUUCAGCAAUUCCUACAGUUUCACUUCAGUUUCUUUCCUUCUGUUAAAUUCAAGAAAAUUGCUUAAAUAUUUUAAGCAAUGUGUUUGUACUAUUCAUGUAAUUAAAAGGCAAAUAAAAGUUGUUGUAUA
This is a messenger RNA of Echinops telfairi (small Madagascar hedgehog), 2624 nucleotides long. It is a transcript of the gene IFT81, whose product is annotated as intraflagellar transport 81. NCBI's taxonomy places the organism in Eukaryota, Metazoa, Chordata, Mammalia, Afrosoricida, Tenrecidae. Gene Ontology annotation, molecular function: tubulin binding. Bases 103 to 2082 code for a protein of 659 amino acids. The record is from RefSeq and is a predicted model, not a curated record. Gene Ontology annotation, cellular component: intraciliary transport particle B; centrosome; cilium. Gene Ontology annotation, biological process: cilium assembly; intraciliary transport. The transcript has 19 exons.